AUGGCAUCCAAGACCAAAGCCGAGUGCUCACUCAACACCACUGAGUGCCUCUUGGAGACUAUCGCGAGUAUUCUCAGCGAGAUCCAGGAGCAAAACAACGAAUACAAUUGGGAUCCUCUGACCUUUAUGUUCACGGCCAUUAUCGGUGUUAUCGCUAUCAUAGUCGCAGGCUUGGCCGCCUUUCAAGCUUUCUUGGCUGCUGGUCCUGGCCGCACCAAAUCUGGGGCCUAUGCUAUUGGUCCAUGGUCACGACUCAAUCGUCGCAAUUUCGAUUUGGCUGAGAUGCGAUUUCGGACCACAUCGCUUACACCAAUCCUGACGAUUAAUUCGCUCGAUUUUCGGGCUCUAGAGCGACAGAUCUCUAACGCAGAUCGAGACUCGAUAAAACUUAGAAAGAGAAAAGACGAUUACUUCCCAGCAACAUGGCUUUCCCUGUUAACACACCUCUCCCUAGACAGCACAAAGCUCUGGGGUCAAGUGAAACUCACUGGAGCCGAUUUUAUCCCAUCAGAGUUACCAGCUGUCCCAGCAUACGGGUCCAUCCGAUUCGUCGUAACUCUAGCCAUGAUUCUCUCGCGAGGACGCGGUCGCCUGACCAUUGACCGGGAAUCUGGCUUACCAAGGGUCCGCGACCAUCACUUCAAUCUUGUGUUUCGCCAACAUCCUUUGUUAGGUGCCAUUGGAUUCUUCGAGAUGUAUAGAGUGAUAAAUGAGAUGUAUACGCCAGACUCGGGUUGGCUCAUACAGAUGCACACGCGGUUACUUCAAGCCUCCGGCUAUAUGAGUAUCCCAGAGCCUCAGCGCAGCGGCGACAAGACCGUCACGGGCCGAGUUACUCAUUUUAUCGUGUUUGAAGGUUGUGACUUCACACGGUCAUUCCUGAUCGAUGUUCUACGGCUGUGUCCUCAUGGCAACCAGAAUCCAAAGCCGGCAUGUGUCAAUGUACUUCACUGGACAGGGUCUAAUGAUCAUUAUUUUCAAAACGGGCCUCUACGUCUAUUGAUAGCACCUACCCCAUCGUCAGAUCAUCUUCCGUUCUUCUUCCCGCACAAGGUGGCUAAACUUCGCGAAAGACUUGACACUUUUUUGCUCCAAAGCCGAUUCUGGGGUAUGAGAGCCACGUCUUAUUACGACAUCAUGCCCAACCCAACCGCGAGUACCCCCAACGACGGGCUUCAACUGACCGGCAUUGCUACAUUAUGGGUUAGAUCAAACGUAAAGCCCGAUAUCGACGAGCUGCAGGUGGAUACAGAGGUCUACAAGCUUUGCUCGGCGUACCUUUCACAAAAUUCUACUCAAAACACCGAAUAUGAUGUCGAAUUGCUAUGGCAACAGCGCCAACUUCAGAGAGAACUUGAGGCCGUUGAUCAAUGGCUAGAGCAAAUAAAACCCCAUAUCUUAUGCAGGAUCCUCACACUGAGCGUCAUUGGAGAUGGGAUUCGCCAAAUGAUUGACACAGUUCAACCACAGCCAGUUCUCGAAAUCCCAUCUGGCACCCACAGCGCAACCAUGCCCCCUAGCCUUGACAACAUCUUGUUACCUGGAUUACAUGACAAGCUCUGCCACUUGUUGGAGGCCAUAAACAAAGCCGAGAUAUCCGGGCACCAUCUUUACUCAGCUGGAUGGGGACAUCAAUCGAAUGCUCUCAGGGAUUCGGCGUAUGACACCUUAAAAGGUCUGAAGACGGUACAGAAUCUUUGGGAGACAGAAGAAAUACCUCCAAAUGAUGAGGAUAGCGGGAGUCAAGACGAAGUAGGCGAGAUACAGGGGAUACACAGGGAGCAAGAGCACAAGAGUCAUGCAUGGAAGCAUGCUUCUGCGACUUGUCACCCAUUGGACAAUAUCCUCAUAUAUCGUGCGGUUUUGCUGACGAUGUUAUAUUGUUUGAGUAGCGACAGCAGUGACUGGAUAGGCGAAAAUGCAUGGGAUAUCAUUGUUCCAAUUAUGUAA
Molecule: messenger RNA, 1950 nt
Organism: Fusarium coffeatum
Lineage: Eukaryota; Fungi; Ascomycota; Sordariomycetes; Hypocreales; Nectriaceae
Exons: 1
Coding region: 1-1950 (649 amino acids)
Source: RefSeq, a predicted model, not a curated record